AUGGCUGGGUCACAGUUGAAGCAGUUAAAAGCUGCUCUUAAGGAGAAUGGACUUACUGGUCAAACAAAUGUCAAAAGAAAAGGGAAAGGUUCUAAAAGGGCCCCAUCAGAAACUCGUCGUGAUGAUAGAGAAGAAAAAAUUCAAAGAAUAAGAGAACAGUUUAAUCCAUUUGAAAUCAAGACAAACAAAACCAAGUAUGAAACAAAUGGUAAAUUCGUCAAGGGAGCUCAAGGUAAACCUGGUAUCUCUAAGCAAAUCGGUGAAGACCAAAGAAAAGCUGCUUGGGAAGCUAAAAAAGCUGCAAAGAAUAAAAGUGGUCUACUAAAAGAUCGUCGUUUUGGUGAAAAUGAUGCUUCCUUGAAUCCUGAAGAAAAGAUGCUUCAACGUUUCACUCAUGAAAGAUUAAAGCAAUCCAACAGAGCUAAUUUAUACAAUUUAGAUGAUGAUUCUGAUGAAGAAGGCGGUUUAACCCAUAUGGGAAAAUCAUUAGCUCUACAAGAUGAUUUUGAUGCUGAAGAUUUAGAAAACUCUGACGAUGAUGAUUUUAUGAAGCCUAAAAAAAGAUCAUUUGAUGAUGAAGGUUUAGCUGAAGAAGAUGAAGAUGAAUCUGCGGUACCAAAAAAGAAAACUAAAACAGAAGUUAUGAAAGAAGUUAUGGCAAAAUCUAAAUAUUACAAAGCACAACGUCAAAUGGCUCAAGAACAAAGAGAAAAUCAAGUUGAGGAAUUGGAUGACGAAUAUGCUGAUGUCUUACAUGAAUUGGGGACCAUUCCAAAAUCAAAACCAGCUGCUGUUCAAGCUUCAAAGACCCCAAAUGGUAUCAAUUAUGAACAAAGUGUAAGAGAAUUGAACAUGGAUAGACGUGCUGCUCCAGCUGAUAGAACCAAAACUGAAGAAGAAUUGAAGAAAGAAUGGGAAGAUAAACAAAAAGAAUUAGAACAAGCUAGAUUGAGACGUAUGCAAGGUGAUGACUAUGGUGCUGAAAAGGGACCAGAUGAAUUAGAUGACGAUUUUUGGGGUGAAGAGAGCGAAGAUCAAGCUGAAGGUGUUGAAACUGAUGGAAGUGACGCUGAGGUUGAAGAAGAAUCUGAAUCUGAAUCUGAAUCAACUGGAAGAGCAUUUACCGGUUCCAAAAACAAAGUUUCUUGUCCACAAACUUUAGAAGAUCUUCAUUCACAGUUAGAAUCAGUUGCCUUGAAAGGGACUCCAGCUCAUAUCAAGAAAAUCAUUGACACUUAUUCACCAAGACUACAAGCUGGUAAUAAAGAAAAACUAGCUGUUUUCACUAAUGUUCUUUUCCAACAUAUACUAUUUUUAUCAGAAUCAGAUGACGUUGACUCUGAUGAUUUCCCAGAAAUACAAGAAUCUUUAAUUUCCACUUUGAAAAAACUCUCUGAAAGAUUCCCUAAUGAGUUAACGGAGUUCUUGCGUGAACAAAUCAAAGAAAUGCAAGAGAGAAUCAAUGAAACAAUCGCUGGUGGUGAUGAAUAUCCAAUGGUUUCUGACCUAGUCUUCUUUGGUUUAGUUGGUAUGCUUUUCUCCACAUCUGAUCAUUAUCAUUUGCUAGUGACACCUUCAUUGAUUUUGAUGGGUGAAAGUUUAGAACAAUUGAAAUACAAUUCAUUAAACUUGUUGAUUGCGGGAACUUUUAUAUCAGAUACUAUUUUGAAAUAUCAAAGAAUUGCUAAAAGAUAUAUACCCGAAGUCACAUUUUUCUUACAGAAAGCCUUACUUUCAUUAUCACCAAAAGAAAUCAAACAUAGCUCCAUUACUACUAAGCCUGAUGUUAGACUUCCAUUGAAAAAAGGCAUCACAACUGAGGAACAAACUUUAAGAAUCUCAGACGUUGAUCGUGAACUUCAAGAAUCACAUGAGGAAGCACUUUUGAAAAAAAUAAUAUCAGUUAUAGAUUACGCUUUAGACACAUGGAAGGAGAAAACUGCCUUCAUUGAAAUUGCACAGCCAUUCAGUGUUAUACUUGCAAAAUAUCAAAAAUUUUAUCCAGAAUUUCAAAAAAUCACACAAUUGGUUGACAAAUUCAACAGAUUAUUGAAAUUUGCUAAUGAUGAACGUAAACCAUUGGAAUUACAAACUCACAAGAAGCUUGCUAUUGCAACAUAUGCUCCUAAAUUUGAAGAAAACUUCAAUCCAGAGAAGAGAUCAUAUGAUCAUGACAGAUCAAGACAAGAGACCAAUAAACUGCGUCACUUGCUCAAACAGGAACAAAAAAUUGCACUUCGUGAGAUUCGUAAAGAUAGUAGAUUUGAAGCUAGACAACAAAUCAAAGAAAAGAAGGAUUCCCAAGAUGCAUAUCAUUCCAAGAUGGCCAGAAUUCUCAAUUCUAUCAGUACUGUUGAAGGUGCUGAAAAAAAUGCUUAUGAUCGUGAAAAGAAAGCUCGUAAGAACAAGAAAUAA
This is a messenger RNA of Hansenula anomala, 2415 nucleotides long. RefSeq names its product snoRNA-binding rRNA-processing protein NOP14 (gene NOP14). Gene Ontology annotation, cellular component: nucleolus; small-subunit processome; Noc4p-Nop14p complex. The record is from RefSeq and is a predicted model, not a curated record. Gene Ontology annotation, biological process: maturation of SSU-rRNA. NCBI's taxonomy places the organism in Eukaryota, Fungi, Ascomycota, Saccharomycetes, Phaffomycetales, Wickerhamomycetaceae. The transcript has a single exon. The coding region runs from base 1 to 2415 and encodes 804 amino acids.